GAGUCCUGAUCUCUAUUGUUUAUUAUAUUUUAUUACUUGAUAUUCAAAUAUUUAUUGUUUACACACAAUUUCACUGUUUCACUUUAACGCUCCUAUUAUUUACUGUGAUAUAUUACCUAUUCUUAUUUCUUGAAUAUUUUAAAUUAAUUAUUAAUUAUUACCAUCGUAUUACCAGUAUUAUUAUAAUGUAUACUAAUACUGGUUGCGAUUGAUUUUGUAUGUUACAUUCUGUGGUUUUCGUUACUAUUUUUAUUUUUUACAGCUAUUCUAAUAUCUUGCUUGUGAAUUUAUUUUUCAAUAAUUUUGUAUUUUGAUAAAUUACCCACUCUUCUGAACACAAGUGUCACACUUCGGGUGCUAUCUACAUAGACGUAGCUCGUUCACUGUUAUAACAUUGCAAUAUCGCACUAGACACCUACUAUGGCUACCAAAAACAGAUCUCGAAUUACACUGAAGGAAAACAGAAUUCCAAUAGGAAAGAAAAAAGAAAAUAUAGAAAAAAAUGUAGAACUCAAAAGAAAUGAUAAGUUGGUUGUUGAUCAUGUCAUUUCAAAAACAAAAACAUUGAAGACAUCCAAAAUAUCUAAGAAAACAAAUAAAACAAAUGAAUGUAAACCUCUGAAGAUUAUUAACGUCAAUGUUGAACCUACUGAUACAUCGUUAACAAUUCCAAUUAAAAAACCAAGAGUCAAUCUAAGUACAAUUAAAGAAUUGAAAGAAAUUGAAGAAAAAUCCAAUAAUAAAACCAUGUUGAAUAAAAUAAAAAUUGUAAAGGAUAAUAGUCCAACAUUGAUUGAAAAAGAAAAAAAUAAUUUACAAGAAGAUAUUGAUGUAGAAAAUUUGAAUAACACAAUUGAUGAAAUGAAACCGGUAGUCCCUGAAAUUGUGCUGAGUCCUUUUGUUUGUACAACACGUGGCCAAAAGUGGAAACCAAGUCCUCGCAAACCUCCAAAGUUAUCUGAGCUCUAUGAUAAAUACGAAGAUAACACUGUUGCUGAUAAUUAUAGGAAAUGCUUGGACAAAAAAACUGUUGAACUACAAAAUAAAGUUAAAUAUUGGGCAGAAUUAUCUGCUGGAAAUUGCAAUGAUAUUCCUCAAUCUGUCAAAGAUGAAAUUGAUGUUGCAUGUGGACAAACAAAACUUUUGACAACUGAUAAAUUUAUGCAAAUGCGUACUCUAAUAAAUGAAUAUGAUAAUAAGUCUGGGCAAAUGCUCAUUACAACAAACGAUUUAGAUGGAUUUUGGGAUAUGCUGUUGUUACAAGUUGAAAAAUUAGAAGGCCAAUUUAGUCAACUUGCCAUAUUGGAAAAAAAUAACUGGGCUCCAUUAAACCCGAUUGCUAAAAAGGUAAUUAACAGACUGCCAGCAGUAUAUAAACGUCCAGUGGUAAAAUCAAAAUUUGCAGAUUUCAUUAAAACUCAAAAGUCAAAGGAACAAAAAACUAUACCUAACAGUGACAAUUCUAAUGAAAAAAAUGACUCCAAGUUCAAUGAAAUGAAAUUGUCUAAUAACACUUAUCUUACUUCUAGUACCCCAACUUCAAAUCAGAAAAAUACAAGUUUUACCCCAGUACUGUUGAAGACCAUAGAGUUAUCAUAUGUGGCUCGUAGGUCAGGUAUGACUCCAAUAAUACUAGGUACGCCACAUGUAUCUCCAUUAAAACCGGCAUUGAAAAAUCCAGAAAACGAGAAAGGGAAAAAGCGCAAAAACAUACAAUUUGAAUCUCCUAAAAAAAUUGUUAAUGGAUUUGUAACACCUGAAAACUCAUGCAAUGAUGAAAUAAAUCACAAAACCAUUAAAGGCAGAGUUGUCACUCCGCAUGCUUUAAAAACAUCUAAGUUAAACCAGAACAAGGUUAUCGGUUCUCAAAAUAAUAAUAUUAGUUCAUCAACCACUAACCAUACUAGCAAUAAAAUGAACUUAAAAGGAACUGCCAAAGCACAAACAGUAAAUAAAAUGUCUGUUGAUGUGCAGAAUGGCAAUUCAUCAGUAAGACGUUCUUCUAGACUGGCCAACAAACCUUCAAAAAAUUAUAAAUGUUAAUAUGUGUUAUAUGAUUUUUGUAUAAUUUUUUUUUAUUAGUUAACAAAAUGUUUAAAUUUAAAACAUCAUCAACAAGUAAACCACCUAGAUAUCAAAAUCCUCGACUAAGAUGAAAAUGAUUAACUUCUGUUGUAUUUUGUUCAAAUGUUUUAUUCUGAUUUUUUUUAUAAUUAUUCAUCAAACAUUUAUUUUUUUUAAACAAAUGUGUGAUCAUACAA
This is a messenger RNA of Myzus persicae (green peach aphid), 2261 nucleotides long. RefSeq lists its product as uncharacterized. Lineage: Eukaryota; Metazoa; Arthropoda; Insecta; Hemiptera; Aphididae. Gene Ontology annotation, biological process: signaling. The transcript is spliced from 10 exons. The record is from RefSeq and is a predicted model, not a curated record. The coding region runs from base 421 to 2043 and encodes 540 amino acids.